UUAACCUUCUUGGUAUCCUGACCCGUCCUGAGAUUCUGUCACUCUGUGACUCUGCAGUUCUAUCAUUCCAAGCCAAUGCAUAACAAUGCCCAUGCUCCAGGCAGCCUUGGCAUCAGACAAGAACAUGGCCUAGACUGAGUACCAACCCCAUCAUCUCCUUUCAGCAAAACACCAGCUCUCUGCACCAGCAUGGAUUCCAUUGCCACACAAAGUCCAUUAUUUCUAAUACUUCCUCCAGAAAUCACUGAUAUAGCAUGUCAGUCCACAGAACUCAGAGACAGAAGCUAUGAGUACCACAACUCCAUGCAGAAAUUCUUUACCACAAAACUGAAGACCCUAGGGGCUACCCAGAUCAUCCUUGGAAUCUUGAACUUUUCCUUUGGAAUUGUUUUCCUUUUCACCUUGGUACAUCCAUACCCAAGGUAUCCCUUUAUCCUCAUUUCAGGAUACCCAUUCUGGGGCUCGGCUGUGUUCAUUGCUUCUGGAGCCUUCCACAUUGCAUUGAAAAGAAAAACCACACAAAAAAUGAUGAAAGCAAGCUGCAUAAUGAAUGUCCUUAGUAUCCUGAUUGCCAUAAUUGGAAUUAUCCUCCUCACAUUUGGUUUCCUUCUCGAUGCAAACUACCUUUGUGGCUAUGCACAAGACCUUGUUCCAUGCCGUGCAGUUACCAUCAUAUUCGUGGGAAUCAUGGUGAUGCUGCUGGUCUUCACCAUGGCUGAAUUAUUCAUUUCUCUGUCUUUCUCCAUGGUGGCGUGUGACUUAGGCAGUAAUCAGGCAUGAUGGUGACAGCACUAUGGAAAUAAAGAUGUGAUGUGACAUUA
Messenger RNA from Cavia porcellus (domestic guinea pig), 821 nucleotides. RefSeq names its product membrane spanning 4-domains A5 (gene Ms4a5). The record is from RefSeq and is a predicted model, not a curated record. The transcript has 5 exons. Gene Ontology annotation, cellular component: plasma membrane. Lineage: Eukaryota; Metazoa; Chordata; Mammalia; Rodentia; Caviidae. The coding region runs from base 190 to 780 and encodes 196 amino acids.